GAAAACGUGUAUUGUGUUCAGUCAAGGGCUAAACGUUAAAUAGCUUUGUUCGAAGCGAGCUUGCUCAGUCUUUCGUUUGUUUGCGAUGUAAAGAGAGUUCAAAAGAUCUGCUAACUAUAUUCUUUAACACAUACAGAAGCUUGACAAAGGAAAAACAGUCGAGUUUUCACAACACUGGUAUUGACACAACGGAAAGAUAUCGCCUCGCGUUAAGACGAAGGAAGGAAAUUAGCCGAAGCGACAAGGAUUAGCAGCGAUUUAUUUUAAGGAGAAAUCUCGCCUCUUGCACUCUAUCGCGUAACAGCUGUAUCGAAUUGCUUCGCGUAAUCUCUCGUUAAAACGAUUAAAAGGCAAUCUGCACGAGCAACGUGGUUCACAGAGCGCCUGGACAGAACAGAAGUUACCAACGACCACAGACCUAUAAAGUUUUCGCCGAAAUUCAACACAACGCGUUCGCUGUUGUGAAAUCGGAAUCCCAAAGGUAUAAUUUAGAAUUCUUCUACACUUGAAAGCUUAUUGUUGAAGUUCAGCAGUGUUUAAAUAGAUUUAAACAUACAGUUUAAGUAUAUUUCAAAAGCUAAUUCGGGGACGUUUUAUAUUCCAGGAGAUAGGUGGUGGUCACACGAAGAGUAUUUGGUGAAAAAUCGUCCAAGAAACUCGCUAUUUUCCCGAGCAUUUUGGAAGAAAUUCAAGGCGGCAAAGUCGAUCUCGAAGGCAGUUACUGUAGAACUUGAAGACGAAAGCUUGAUCAAAUAUUUAAUCGUGUUAAGUGAUUUAUCGUUAAAAUGGCAACCACGACUCAGGCUGGUGUAGUGGCGACGAAUGCCGAGCAAAAUACGACGAAGUCCGAGCAACACAUCAAGCGACCAAUGAACGCGUUCAUGGUGUGGUCACGUGACAUGCGACGCAAGAUGGCCGCCGAGCAUCCGAGAAUGCACAACUCUGAGAUCUCGAAAGCCCUGGGUCUACAAUGGCGCGUUUUACCCGAGAAAGAAAAGGUUCCGUACAUCGACGAGGCGAAACGACUCCAAGCUGAACACAGCAUUCGUCAUCCGAACUAUAAGUACAAGCCUCGACGCCGUAAACCGAAAGCGGUCAAAAAGGACACGCGUUUUCCAUUCCCGUUCCCACCAACGGCCGAUAAUGGAGCCCUAAAGGUACCUGGUUAUCCCCAAAGCAUGCCCCCAGAAGGUAUGUAUCCAUAUUAUCAAGUCCCUUCGACGACAUACAUGCAAUAUCACGACCCGUAUCAAGCCGCGAGGCAAGCGACCUUCUAUUCACAAUCUCAAGGUAACGUUCAUUCACCAACUGGGGUAUCCCACGGCGAUAUAAGCCGCGAUCUAGCUGGGUACAGACCUGACGUUGUACAAAUGCACAGCGCACCACCUCAUCUAUACCCUAUUGAUCCCAUCAACGUCCCCACACAAGCGACCUCGGUAUACAGCGGUACCACGACGUCCCUGAGUAACCCCGCGAUGGCAGUAAACAGCUCGAACUCAGAGAAUCCUCAAAUUCACUAUCAGCAAUAUUUUGCUCAGAGACAUAUAAACUUAUAGACGUGUUUAGUGUUUAAAAACUCUUUAUCCUUGAAUCGUUUCGUUGUAAGUAAUACUAUCAAUCUAGCGUUUAAUCGAUGUCUACCUUUGGCGUUUGUUUAAGACUACAUAGCGAGAUUAUUUAUAACUCUAUUUAAGGCACAAAAGAUACUAAGCUAGAUAUAUUUCUAAUAUUCGCUAGAGUUUGUGUGACAUUAUCAAUACGACAGACAUUUCGUAUUCUCGACUGUCAAUUACGAAAAACAUUGCGCGAAAAUUGAAAUCCUCGAGACUUUAUUGGAAGCUGGUGAAAUUUAUUUAUAAGCCAAUAUUGGUGGACAUGAUACUAAUUUAGUAAUUUGUGUGUGUGAGUUUAUGCUAUAGUUAUAUAAUUGUACAAGAUAUUAUUUUUGUUACUGUCAGAAAUUGUGUAUAAAUUUUACAAAAUACAUUAACUAAUCAGUAUUUCUACACUACGUCUGGCGUGAUGAACUUAGAGAUUAAUUGCCAGAACGAGGCAAGCAUGUUUAGUCUGCUGUGGAUAUUGCAGUCUUGUAUUUUCGAAACAACUAAAAAUAGAAUUUAUCAUUAGGUAUCCAACUUAAAGGCAAAGCUAGCUUAUUUAGAAGAAAGCUGGUUUAUACUAUCGAUUAAUUUUUCUUUGAUCAGAUUGUGUUGGCAGUUUAAACCUCUUUCAAAGACUUACACUGGAUUUACAGUAUCGACAUUUCUUUAAACAAAAUGCAUGACCAUUGUAAACCGCUUUAAAAAAAUCCGACCAAGCAUAAAUUUUACUCAGAAAUCUUAGCUUAUAUUAAACGUUUACCGCAAGCUAUGCACCAGUGUCGCCAAUUUGUCGUUGGUCGCAGAAAUGUCGAGAGUUUAAUUAAAUAGUUCCGCUUCCAACAAAAUUACUUAAAAUUCUAAUAGCUGUUAAAAAGAAUUUCCCUCUUAAGUCAAGUAUGUUUAUAUAUUUUGGCUACACGUACUCAAACACGCAAAACUCGUGGUGAAUAGGCCAUUAAUCUAAUUUGUCGACCGCAUUUAUGAGCCUACAUUUAUACGGCAUUAUGGCAACACUUUGAGACAUAAUCAUUUAAUACAACACAAGACCAUUUGUUGAAAUUACUUCUAAUCUAACAAUUUUAUUGUGUAAAUAGCAUAGUUUAGACGUAGAAAAUAGCUUUGUUUGUUUUGAAUUGUGUAUAUAUUUUUGAGAGCCGACGUGCUUAAGUUGAGAGCACUCAUUAAAUAUUUUAU
Messenger RNA from Paramuricea clavata, 2795 nucleotides. NCBI's taxonomy places the organism in Eukaryota, Metazoa, Cnidaria, Anthozoa, Malacalcyonacea, Plexauridae. The record is from the annotation of a GenBank genome assembly.